GCCAUGUUGGAGCAGGAGUGGGUUCGGGUGGCUAUUUUCUGACGCCGUAUGUUUUUCUUUAAAAUUAUCCGCCUUCGCACAUAGCUGGUGUCUGUCAAACGAGCGCGUUUGGCGCUCUGAGCGACAGUGACCAUGAUGAACUCCAGUGUCGACCUGUCCCGGAGGAAUCCGCAGGAGGAUUUCGAACUGAUCCAGAGGAUAGGAAGCGGCACUUACGGAGAUGUGUACAAGGCUCGCAAUGUAAACACAGGGGAGCUGGCUGCUAUCAAAGUCAUCAAACUGGAGCCAGGGGAGGACUUUGCCGUCGUCCAGCAGGAGAUUUUGAUGAUGAAGGACUGUAAACACUCCAACAUCGUAGCAUACUUCGGCAGUUAUCUCCGGAGGGAUAGGUUAUGGAUCAGCAUGGAGUACUGCGGGGGAGGUUCUCUACAGGACAUCUAUCAUGUAACCGGGCCUUUGUUAGAAUCUCAGAUAGCCUACAUGUCACGGGAGACUCUGCAGGGUUUAUACUAUCUUCACAAUAAAGGCAAAAUGCACAGAGAUAUCAAGGGUGCCAACAUCCUGCUAACAGACAACGGCUACGUGAAACUAGCCGACUUUGGUGUAUCAGCGCAGAUCACAGCAACCUUGGCCAAGAGGAAGUCGUUCAUUGGGACGCCUUACUGGAUGGCUCCAGAGGUGGCGGCAGUGGAGAGGAAAGGAGGUUACAACCAGCUGUGUGAUAUCUGGGCUGUGGGCAUCACAGCAAUAGAGCUCGCCGAACUGCAGCCACCCAUGUUUGAACUGCAUCCCAUGAGGGCUCUUUUCUUAAUGACUAAGAGUAAUUUCCAGCCGCCUAAGUUGAAAGACAAGGCCAAGUGGACAGACAACUUUCACCAUUUUGUAAAAGUAGCCCUGACCAAGAAUCCAAAGAAGAGGCCCACAGCGGAGAAGCUGCUACAGCACCCAUUUGUGUCUCAGCCCCUGAGCAGGACGCUGGCUAAAGAGCUGCUGGACCGAGCCAAAAACCCCGACCACAACAACUACAAUGACUUUGAUGACGACGACCCUGAGCCAGAGUCUCCGGUGGCUGUCCCUCAUCGGAUCCGUUCCACCAGCAGAAGCACCAGAGAAGGAAAGACCCUCUCUGAGAUCAACUUCGGUCAGGUGAAGUUUGACCCCCCGCUGAGAAAGGAGACGGAGCCCCAUCAUGAACCGUGUGAUUCUGAGCCCUAUCUGGACUGUGUUGAGGAGCUCUACUAUACCGCGAGAUCUAAUCUGGACUUGCAGUUGGAGUACGGCCACGAUUCACCUUGUCUGCUUGGAGGAAACAAGAGCCUUCUCAAGUCUGUAGAGGAGGAGCUGCAGCAGAGGGGCCAUGUGGCACACUUAGGGGAUGAUGAGGAUGAGGAUGAUGAUGGUGCAGAUGAUGAUGAAACUCACACUCAUAAGAUGAACACUAUCCUGAGGCCAAAGGUCCCACCCCCACUUCCCCCUAAGCCCAAGUCCAUCAGCUCGCCCCAGCCACAGCCGAAACAAGAUGACAGCCAAUCGCACAGCGAGGACGACGGCGGUGGCGGCACCAUCAAGCGCUGCCCGGCCCCGCAGACUCCCAGCCCCGCCAAGCCCGCCUCCAAUGUGCCCCCGCGGCCGCCACCCCCGAGGCUGCCGCCCCACCGCCGCAGCAGCCUAGGUAACGAGACCGCGGCGUGCGCGGAUGCAGAAAAGUCGGCCCCGGAGGAUGACGGGAGCUUUAGGCAUUUCUGGGAGUGGCUCCACACGCCUCACACUGAGGAGGAGCUGGAGGAGGCGUGGGAGGUGCUGAAGGAGGUGAAAGAGGAGCAGGAAAAAGAGGAUGAGGAAGAGAGGAACGGCGUGAACUCAUCGCACAACGGCGACCGCGACAGUCCUGCAGACAGACAGUCCACGAUGCCCCCUAGUGUCCCAAUACGGAAAGACAAGAAGGACCUUCCGAUGCCAAGUAGCAACGGCCUCCCACCCACACCCAAAGUCCAUAUGGGUGCAUGUUUCUCCAAGGUGUUCAACGGCUGCCCUCUCAAGAUCCAUUGCGCCACUUCCUGGAUCAACCCCGACACCAGAGACCAGUAUUUGAUAUUCGGAGCUGAAGAGGGAAUUUACACACUGAACCUUAAUGAGCUGCAUGAGACCACAAUGGAACAGCUCUUCCCUCGCCGGUGCACAUGGUUGUACGUCAUGAGCAAUAAUCUUCUCUCUGUGUCGGGAAAAGCCUCCCAGCUGUACUCGCACAGCCUGUCGGGACUGUUUGAGCAGGCCCGACAGUUGCAGAAGCUACCAGUAGCCAUUCCCACACACAAGCUGCCUGAUAAGAUGAUACCCAGGAAGUUUGCUGUUUCCACUAAAAUUCCAGACACUAAAGGGUGCCAAAAGUGCUGCGUGGUGCGGAACCCUUACACAGGCCACAAGUACCUCUGUGGGGCCUUCCAGUCCCAUGUCAUGCUGCUGGAGUGGGUGGAAUCCAUGCAGAAGUUCAUGCUCAUCAAGACCAUCGACUUCCCUCUGCCAUGCCCACUGGAGGUGUUUGAGAUGUUGGUGGUGCCGGAGCAGACCUACCCGCUCAUCUGCGUGGCGGUCAGUAAAGGGACGGAACUCAACCAGGUGGUCCGCUUUGACACCGUCAACCCCAACGCUACCUCCUCCUGGUUCACAGAGACGGACACACCUCAGACGUGCGUGAUCCACGUCACGCAGCUGGAGAGAGACACCAUCCUUGUCUGUCUCGACCGGUGUAUCAAGAUCGUUAACCUCCAGGGCAGAUUGAAAUCCAGCAGGAAGCUGUCAGCCGAGCUCACCUUCAACUUCCAGAUCGAGUCCACAGUGUGUCUCCAGGAUAGCGUGCUUGCCUUCUGGAGGCACGGUAUGCAGGGGCGGAGCUUCAAGACCAACGAGAUCACGCAGGAGAUCUCGGACAGCACACGCAUCUUUAGACUACUGGGGUCAGACAGGGUGGUGGUGCUGGAGAGUCGGCCGACGGACAACCCGACAGCCCACAGCAACCUCUACAUCCUGGCAGGCCAUGAAAACAGCUACUGACACACAAACACACACAAACAUGCUAACAACUCGCAUAAGGAGCCUAGCAACUAGCAAGGAAGCGCGCAAGGCCCUGAGUGACACGCACGAGGCCGCUCCGCACCCCCUCCCUGCAAACCCCGCCCCUUCUUUUCACCCCUCUCACCCGACCUGCAGUGCGGUCGGCGUCACUGAGAGACGAGCAGUGCUGGAGAGGCACCACGGUGCGUUUAAAGGUGACGGCGGCGGUGGUUUGAGAUCUAUUUCCCACCCCCCCAAAAAAGUGUAGAAACAUCCUGCUCGUGAAGCCCCGCCCCCCUUACCGUCCCUCCCCAGCACGGAGGUGUGUCCUCCACAACCCUUGUACUACUAGUCGUACACAUCGUGCUACUACUGCGGCCUGCCAUCUUGCACAGACCCUAAGCCUCCUAACGAUCCCCCUUCUCUCUCACGUUUAUUUAUUGUGGCAUGACGUUAACCACCGGGACGACUCUCCUGUUUUUCUAACAGGACAACUCCAAAAAAAGAAAAGAAAAGCUUUCCCACCUCCGCUUAGCAACGGCCGUCACCACAUAAGUGCUUAACUGAUGUUUAUUUAAUGGAUGUACAUAUAAAUGUAGUAUUUUUGGACAGAUAUGAACACUAAACCUGCUCGUGUAGUUAGGCGUCUGCGUAGUUGCUCUGCACAAACAAGCAAAGACUGACAAGGGGAGGAGGCAGGGCGGUACGGUAGGUCACUUCCUGGUUCCCCCGAACAUGUGACGAGGAAGCAGAGACCCCGCCCGGUCUCCUCAGAUGGACAUUUUGUUUAAAGGAUAAGAUUGGGACACACAAUGAACAACAACGUGUCACCAUUUCACUUUUUUUCUGCUAUUUUUUAAAAACCUUUUUAUGCAGUUCUCACAAGGCUUCUUUUUUUAAUGCUUUUUUUAAUUCUUUGAACCACUGGUGUUAAACAUUUGCACAGAGAAAGAGGUAUUUGUGAAAGAAAUGUGACGUCAUUUGAGUGUGCGUGUGUAUGUGUGCGUUUGUGUUAUAAAUGUGCACAUCUUGUUAUAGCAUCAAAACUGUCGGCACUAAAAAUAUGCAAAAAAAAAAGUUUUUUUUUUUUCUAUUUAAUGAACUCCUCUGCCUUUUUCUUUUUUUUAUUAUUUUAAAAUUGUUCUUUUGUUUUUUAAUCUCUUGGAUGUCUCACUCAACAGGUAAUGGAACACUCCUGCUCGCUGAACGCUAAAUGUAAUUCUAUGGAUAAAUAGCCAACAUUUAAUCUCCAUUUUCAGCUUCUCUGUAAAAUAGUCAAACAAAUAGAAAGACAUUUUUUUCUAUGGAGACAAAUUGUAAUUGUUUUUAGAGGAUUUGAAAAGGCCGUCGUCUAUGUAACACUGUGAUGCACUCAAACACUAAUGUAGCGUAAAAAAAGAAGAAAAUAUAGCAUUGAAAAUACAGAAAUCUUACAGUAGAAAGAAAAGCAAAGCACAGGUGGAAUAUUUUUAUUUGCACAGUGAGUAACACCUUCACAUCAGUGGCUAACAGUCUAAAUACCGUAUUUCCUCAUCUAGUGGCUGGGAGCAUUUGUUUUAUUUUUAAAAUUUAUUUAGUAUUUCAUUUGUAAAUGAAAGCCUCCACCUUGCUAUUUUUUUUGGGGGGGGGGGGGGGUAAUAUUACAUAAUUUAAAAAAAUCACAAAUUCAUCACUUAUUCAUAUGUAAAUAAUUUAGGGGUCCAUGAUAAUUGAGCCGAUAUGAGUAAGACCCAUAAAUCUGACAUUAAAAAUGGCUCCGAUAACCGAUAAUUUCAAAAAAUGCUCCAAUGAGACGAGAUUACCAGUACUGUGCUGGUGGUGAGCAAAUCAAGCGCUUCCUUUUACUCCUACCUGUGACGUUAACGGCCUGUCGUAACUUCCCCUGAGCUCACAAACAUUCACUGUUUUUCAGCGACAUAUCACGUGCUAGUUGUUCCAAAUGCUGCACAAUGAGGGGGAAAAAAACAAAACAUCGAGGACACAAAAACCUCAUCAGCCACCUGAAACACCAGCAUCGCUACGACGCAUGACAUGUUGUGCACAGGGGUUUCAAAAGUGCAAAAGGUUCGCAAGAGACCUCCGUGGCGGCACACCGACUGCUCGGAGUGUGUGUCCGAAUACGGCACACCCUGCUGGGCCACCAGGUAGGACACAAGAAAUUAAGUCACUCACACGUAUUUCACUCCUAUGGCCGUGCCUCUUCGUCCUGGCGCCGUGCCGCUGUAGUGUAGCAUUUUUGUAUGCUUGUAAAAACAUACUACUACAGUACUCCUCCUGUUGCAGUCCUCCUUCGAACCGAAGAUUCAUUUACAAUCUAGCAAGCAAGCAAGCUAGCGACGACACAGGAGACACGGCAGGGCGGCACAAAGAAGAUUGAUUGACAGCCAAUCAAGGCCCGUAACAGCGUUCAUACGCUCUAAUAAAAAAAAAAAAGAAGCACUAAAAAAAUUCCACCAAACAGCGAAUCCACGAUAGAGCGAGAGAACACUAUAUUACAAUAGAGUAUUAUACCAAAUUUGAAUACAUCAAUUAAUAACUCUAAAUGUUUUUGUCCAACAAACGCUGAUCCGUCUCGUUUGUUUCCAAUCCUUAAUUAUCUUCAGAGUUACAUUUUUUCAAGCUGUUGCCCCAGAAUUCUCUUUAAACUCCACCUGCAACUUCAGCUUUCCAAAUGCCACGUCCAGCCAUAGUGAAUGGAAUUACAGCCACCGAGUUAAGAACCUACUUGUUCCCCGAGGGAGGAAAAAAAACAAGGCGCCAAGAGUUUUUUCACCUCGACGUGCACUCAACUACGCAACUACUAUAGAGCGAAAGCCACUAUAUGAGGAAUUACGGUAUUGUGCAACAUUUUAUGGCAGCUGUGAAAUAUAAGCCUGAAGUAAAGUGAAUUCAAUUGUCAAGAACUUGUUUUUCUCCAAUGCGCCAGCUUACAAGUUAAGACUGCAAAAUGCUGCAGCGUUGACAAAAAAAAGUGCUGUAAUGUCGCCCUCCUGUGGUGCUGACGAGUAAUGACAUGAUGCGAGUGAGAAAUUAAAUUCAAAUCUUUUGCCACUUGCACGUUGCUUUUAGCAUGUUUGCAUGGCAUUUGUGCGUGAAUGAUACAGAAGUUUGUCGGUCAGCUCAGUUUUUUUUAAACGUUUCUAUUUGCAUUCAUUUUUAUCGUUCAUGUCUUCUAAGGUCACAUUGCCACCUUUUCUUUGUAGUUACUUUUUUUUGUUUUGUUUUAAUGUCUCACAUUUCAUGUCGUAGAUGAAACAAAUAUGGGAUUUUUGUCCGAUCUGUGACAAAAAAGUGAGACAUUCCACGGAAAUAUAUUGUCUUCUGUCACAAGAAAAGACAAGGUUGGCCUUAAUGUUUUUCAUUUUGUUCAAAAUGUGAACACUAUUCAUUCUUUACUCCCCAUCUCAACACAAACUCACACUGAUUGUCCUUGUGGCUUCUUUCACGUCUCCCACACACACACACACACACGUUGUUUGUUCAUGAUACAAUGCGCACGUUAUGACAUGUACAUAGUGUAAAAAAAAUUUCAGAAAUUGGGUUUGUUUUACAUACUGUAUAAUUGCCUAUAUUUUGUUGCGGAAGUGUAACAGAUUUAUGAGACGAGAGGUUAACAUUAAAAAGAAGGACGUUGACGCACACACUUCACCUGGUCUGGUUUUUGCUUAGCAUCACAAUCGAAAAUGAGAUAAAAUGUUAGGAUAGUCAGUAAAUAUUUAUACAGCAUUUAUUUGUAACUGUCACGUUUCACAUGUUUAUGUUUGGAAAAUUUAAAGCAAAAAUCUAAUAUUUGACCUUCAUUUCACAUCUUUCAACUUCUAACAAAUAUGUCUUUUAAAAAGUUAGCUUGAAUACAUUCAAACAUAUGACAUUAUGAUAUAUGAGUAUUAGGGCCACAUUGGAAUAAAAAAAAAAUCAGCGAUUUCGAGAAUGAAGUCGUACAUUUGCGAGAAAAGUCACAAAACGUACAAAAAAAAGUUGUAAAUUUACGAGAAUAAAGUCGCUAACUUAUGAGUCACAUAAGUCCCCCCCCCCUUUUCAUAGCUGUCUCAGGCAGUGCCUGUUACGAAGAAGUAUUAAAAUAAUCUGACUUUUCGAGAAUAAAGUCGUAAAUUUACGAGGAAAAAAUGAUAACUUUAUUUUGCAGGCAUUGCCUGAGACGGCUAUAAAAAGGGGAGGGACCGUUGGCAUUGGGCAUGAGCCGUGGGCGGGGUAAGCAAGGCGGAAGUGAGAAGGGCUAGCCAUGCUAAUCUGUUUGCUGCCAUGUCAUAAAUAAAAGCUUGCCUGAAGCAAGAGGAACGUUUCCUUCCUUCCUGAAGAGCUAUGCUCUACAUUCCCUCUGACACGUAUGAUACGUAAUAUUACAACUUUAUUCUUCUAAUAUUACGAUUUUGUUUCUCGGAAAUUUACGAGUUUAUUCUUGAAACCUCCGAUUUUAUUUUUUUUUUUUUAUGUGGCCCUGAUGCUCCAUCGUACAAACAUAUGCAUAAAUAUAUGAUGAUGUUAACACAAAAAAAAAAUCGGAGUGCCGGUUAAUGGCACGUAAGGCUGGAUGGCGUUGCAGAUGAGUUCAAGUUAAACUGCAGCCGGUAGCGGUUAUGAUUGCGUAGUACACUAGAAUGUUUUUCAGAAGGACUACGCUGUGUUAAAAUGCUCACAACACCAAAAAAAACAAAGUAUAAGUACUCACUUGAAACAUUUCUGUCAUACUGCUGUCAUAGAUAAAUAAACAACUAUGAAAUAAAGUGAUUUUGACACCAAACACCCCCCCGCCCCACCACCGUGACGUCACUGGUCACUGCGAGAACACGUUGUGGGAACCAGAUUCAAACACAUGCGGCCAUGAA
Messenger RNA from Dunckerocampus dactyliophorus (ringed pipefish), 7898 nucleotides. RefSeq names its product mitogen-activated protein kinase kinase kinase kinase 3-like. The transcript is spliced from 34 exons. NCBI's taxonomy places the organism in Eukaryota, Metazoa, Chordata, Actinopteri, Syngnathiformes, Syngnathidae. Gene Ontology annotation, molecular function: MAP kinase kinase kinase kinase activity; ATP binding. Bases 133 to 3051 code for a protein of 972 amino acids. Gene Ontology annotation, biological process: protein phosphorylation. The record is from RefSeq and is a predicted model, not a curated record.